This is a messenger RNA of Carya illinoinensis, 949 nucleotides long. Its product is annotated as U6 snRNA phosphodiesterase. The record is from RefSeq and is a predicted model, not a curated record. Gene Ontology annotation, cellular component: nucleus. The coding region runs from base 48 to 929 and encodes 293 amino acids. The transcript is spliced from 6 exons. Lineage: Eukaryota; Viridiplantae; Streptophyta; Magnoliopsida; Fagales; Juglandaceae. Gene Ontology annotation, biological process: U6 snRNA 3'-end processing. Gene Ontology annotation, molecular function: 3'-5'-RNA exonuclease activity.
GAGAAGAAUGUGUUGGGGCGCAGAGAGAGAGAGAGAGAGAGAGAGAGAUGGAGGCAUUGCAAGCCUCAUAUGGAGGAGACGCUUCCUCCGAUUCGGACGCUGAUGACACAACUCCAGUCCCUACCAACUUCAAGGAAUCCCCAACCCCUUUGCCCCCACCUCCUCUCUUCCUCCUCAACCCUUCCAAUUCCACGCCCGUCGGUAACUUACCCACCAAUGUUCUCUAUUUUCUCGAUUUCAUUGUUUCUGGACAGGCCGCUAGAGUUAGGAGCUUUCCCCAUGUAGAAGGGAACUACGCUUUGCAUGUGUACAUUCCUGUUUACAUACCAUCUGUACCAAAGAAGGAGCUGACCUUGUUUUUGAAGAAGCUAGCAUCUAUUGUACCCGGUCUUCAUAUUGUUGAUGUUGAUGUUCCCCUUAACAGUCUCUACGAGGAUGAUCACAAGCUUGAACAAGUUGCUCUAGGAAGGGAAUUCCACAUUAGUUUGGGAAGAACUGUUCCCAUUCGGGUGCACCAGAUUGAUUCAGUGGUGGCAAUGCUUCGGCAGAAGCUUCAAUUCCAGAAGCGGUAUUGGAUUGAUUUUAGUAAGUGGCAAGUUUUUGUUAACGAUGAUCACACACGAACCUUUUUAUCAAUGGAAGUUGUUACUGGAGGAUUAGCUGAGAUAAGAAAGCAAAUUCACUCUGUUAAUGAAGUUUAUAAGCUUCACAACCUUCCUGAGUUCUAUAAGGAUCCACGGCCACAUAUAUCUUUAACUUGGGCGUUGGGUGACAUCAGCGAUUCCCUAGAGAGGGUGGUUGAAGAAGAAAUGAAGAGAUUCAAUGUUGGGAGCUCAUUACAUAAACGCAUUUUUACCAGUAAGUUUGGUGGCAUCGAGUGUAAGAUUGGUAACAAAACAUAUAAGAUAUGUAAAUUUCAAGAUGAAUAACAAAGACUCUUUUGAUUGAA